This is a messenger RNA of Dermacentor andersoni, 9220 nucleotides long. Its product is annotated as toll-interacting protein-like. Gene Ontology annotation, cellular component: cytoplasm. Lineage: Eukaryota; Metazoa; Arthropoda; Arachnida; Ixodida; Ixodidae. The record is from RefSeq and is a predicted model, not a curated record. Gene Ontology annotation, molecular function: ubiquitin binding; ubiquitin conjugating enzyme binding. Gene Ontology annotation, biological process: ubiquitin-dependent protein catabolic process.
GGUGUCUCGGUGCGCCUACUGUAUCUUUUUUUAACGACCUCGUUGCCGUAUUUGCUCGGCGGUGCCCGUCACCCGUGUCAGCGCCGUUUCCGCCGCGGCAUACGUACUAAUUCGUCGCACACACCUACGCUCUUCUAGAAACGCGUGCGUCACUCCUCUGGUCUGUCAGUGUCUGCGGCGCACCAGCGUAUGGACAUGAUUUUCAUCCCCUUCAUCUUUCCGAUCGGCGGCUGCACGUCGGUACGUCGCAUGUGGCCGUACGCCGAGAGGACCCGUGUGACGCGAUACGACGUCUACCACUUCCCGCAGAACGCGCUCCUGGUCGGCGAGCUGCCUGGCGACUUCCUGCGAGUGGACACCACACCCGCCACCGGCACACCGAGCCAGAUCUCGGUCGACGAGCAGACUGCCAUUGCACUCCAGCAGCAGCUGUCGGGAGCUGCGUUCACCACUGCGCAGGCUGUUGGACGACUCAGCAUCUCCGUCAUACAGGCAAAGCUGGUGAAGAACUAUGGCGUCACACGGAUGGACCCUUACGUGCGGAUUCGCAUUGGACACAAUGUGUACGAGACGCACACAGACUAUAACGGUGCCAAGAACCCUCACUGGAACAAGUUGUUCCAUUGCUUCCUCUCACCAGGCGUCACAGCAUUCCUCGUAGAAAUUUAUGAUGAGUGUGCAUUCACAGUUAACGAGAAGAUAGCCUGGGCACAUGUGGUCAUCCCGGAGGCUGUCUUCUCCGGCCAGACCGUCGACAUCUGGCACCCUUUGUCGGGUCGCCAGGGCGAGUCCAAGGAAGGCAACAUCAACCUUGUCCUCUCCUAUCAGGCAAUUCCUCCGGGAUCCCUCGCCGCACCACCCGUGGUUCUGGUCAACACACCCUACAUGAUGCCGGGUGUGGUGCAGUACCCUGCUGCUGCUGGCUAUGUGUACCCACCAUACACCGUGCCUGUCGCGCGACCUGGCAUGGUGGCCCCUGGCCCCGGCUUCAAUCCGGCUUUGCAGCCAGCGGCUCAGCAGCCGCCACCACCACCAGCCCCAAUCACCGAGGAUGACGUGAAGCAGGUUCAAGAGAUGUUUCCGGAGAUGGACGCCGAGGUGGUCAAGGGUGUCCUAGAGUCCCACCGAGGCAACAAGGACGCUGCUGUAAACGCACUGCUUUCCAUGAACGAUGCCAGUGCCUAGACAAUGUCCUGUACAUAACAAUUAAAUGAGAGAAGAUUUGGCCUAACAAAAACCGUAACCCAAAGCUGGAUGUAGCCAUGUCUUAAAGGACCGUUGUCUUGUUUUCUUUUUUUUUUGUAAAGGUUUUUAUGGAGCGCAGUAAUGACAGAAAUGAGGCUGCCGGUGCGCUUUAUACCUGUGCCAUACGGGCGAGGUGAAUGUCACUAACCCUGUAAUACCCAAACACAGUUCCGCACCAAUGAAAAUUUUAACUCGUUCACCUUUGUUAUUGGCCACGGAGCGUUACUUGUACAAGACAAUUGUUAUUUGAGGUAUAGUAAAUGAUUGAUUAGUCAUUGCUUCGCUGGGCUAUCCACGACUGAAAACUCGCUCUAGCUUAUCAAGACUGCUACUACAAGCUACACUUUGUUUUUUGUGUUAAACACAAAUUCUGAAGGAUCAAACUUAAUGUAGCAUAUAUAAUACCUUGGGCACUACAGGGUUAGAAGUCUAGGACAUUCAAUCUCGUAAUGACUUUGUAUCUGAGGUUGCUGCUACAUUAACGUUUUCUAUUACAUUAAACGUCGGGAUGGCGAUAGCUGCAAUGAAUGCAGCAAGUUCGUUUGCAAAAUUGUAACAUUGUCAGAAAUAAUACCUGGCAGGCUUAAGUUCAAGCAACGCCACUAAAAUAUUUCAUAUUUAUGUAUAGGCGCAUUUUAUGUAGAAUUGCUCCAGACUGAUUUAGAAGUCUGUAUGAUGUGUGGUUGCAACAUCUAACACGGGAGUGAGAAUAGGCGCUCGACGAAAGAAAGCUAUGAGAACGCUUUGUGGUGCAAGUGGCAUUAUGUUUGGAUGCCAUUAAGUGCGCCCAUGUGGCAUCAUGCCAUUGGCAUUAAAACUUUAAGGUGUUGAGCAGUCGAGUCCAUGUGGCACAGGUAUUAGCCGCAGGGAGUCAUCUGCGCAGGUUUGGGCGACGUUUGUUGAACAGUUGAGUCUAUGUAUAAAGUGUUUAUUCCAUGUGACAGAUCUACUGGCUGUGUUUAUAAAAAGGCCUCGACCCAGAAGGGUUCUUGAACUCUGAGUAUAGUAUAUGACGUUUCUCAGCUUAAGGAGACGUAACGUUUCACUAACGCUCCUUGGUGGCUUUUGCAAUAAGGAGCUGCCGGAGGAAUGCAUUCUUAAUCCAGGGUCUUUCAGCAGAAGCUGAGGGUGCCACCUUACAAAACGGCUCUAGAAUUGCCGAGGAGCACCUGUUCGAAUCAGUUUAGCGACAGCACUGCAGUUGGCAUGACUGUUGUGCUGAACGUCACAUAAAUAGGAGAUGGCUCAUUCGUGCUAAACUUCAUGCAGAGGUGGCGUUUCAUGGUGCAUGCAUUUAAUACCACCUUUGUAGGAAUGGGGCUCUACUUGCCUCUUUAGACCAGAAUAAAUCAAAAUUAUGCAGUCACCCGUAGCUACGCCAGAGAGCAGAAAGAAUUUGUAGGAACUGUACAAUGGCGCCCCCUCUGACUCUAAUGGCGAACUGAAGUGCGUGCAAUCGAUCUGUCAUUGCACAUGAAUGACAGAUGGAGCCAUCACUGCAAUCCCGCAAGUUCUCCCUAAAAAUGUAGAAUUUGCAUUAGUACAGUCGAAUCUCGAUAAUUCGAAUUUGAAGGGGCACGAAAAUUUGCUCGAAUUAAAAAGAAAUUCGAAUUAAAAGAAGCUAAUUGAAUGGAGGACUUACCUGCAAUGCUGCAUAUUCACUGAGCUAACACAUGAGUGGGAAGUUCCACAAGAUUUAUUCAUUCGUGUUUACAAAUUACAGUCAAUUAUUAGGUGUAUCGUUGCUCGUUCGGUGAUAGGAGAUGGCGGGUGCACACAUGUAUAACUAAAGGACACACACCACAUCCCGUGACAAUUGCCCCUUUGAACUUCUAGUAGGCUUCACCGCUUAUGACUGGCUGUAUUGGGGCGAAGUUGACUUUCGGGAACCGACAUUAUUCAAUGCACCACACAUUCCGCGCUCCAAAGUCAUUGGCGAGGAUUGCAAAUGUGGAUUCAACGCCAUUGCUAACAGCGACGAAUUGUUUCAAUGAAAAACACGGCACCGAACAGCAAGAAGCUUGGUAACGAGCGUCGAAGUAACUAGGCCCAGCGUUGUCACUGUGUGGCUGCAGCUGCCAACGAAUCUGCUGGUCGGAGGCGCCGCAGCGUGAUUUGGCACGCUGCUGAGAGCAUUGUCAGAGUGCAGCAUGCUUUAAUUAAUCGUCGCAAAUGCUUGCACGUUUGAAUUACUGGCCGUUUUUGCCCAUUAGAACACGCAUAACUUUGACGAGACCACAGCGUCAGUUCGAAUAAACAGAAAAUUUGAAUUAAGCGUGUUCGAAAUAACGAGAUUUGACUGUAAAGCCAUGACGUCACCUCUCACUCUAAUAGCAAAUCAAGGCAUGUGCUGUGUUUUUGCCUAACAAACACAGGUGGUGCCACUGUUCCCACGGAUUUUGUAUUUGUCAUCUGGCAUUGCUACAGAUAAUGGGUAUCCCUGAUAUAUAUUGAGCUGAAUAGGCAAGUGAUGCAUUGAAACAAGGCAUUAAAUUUCAUCCCCCGUGAAGUGCCAGCUUUGUAUGAAGUCGUGCAACUUGGGCUCCCAUUUAUUGAAGAUUAGGUACAGGAACGUUUCUCUCGGACUAUUUGUCUUACAGUUUUCACUGUUCUUUCCAUUGCAACGCCGCAUACUUCUUGUUUCAAUACACGGUCGGAAAAAGUGUCUCACUUUAUUUUUCACAUGUCUCGUAGAGCGUUAAGAUUCACAUACUGACACUGCAGGUUAACCAAGCUGUAGUUUUUCUUGGUUGCAGCCCUGUGGAUAAGAUAUACUUUUCUUUGAAUGCUGUGCAUUCUUUAUUCUCUGUUGAAGCAGCUUCCGCGGGAGUUACAUGUACCAUGCAUACAUAUGCUUUGAGCAAGACUUCAGCAAGAUGCUUGUCUUUCAUCUAGCAUAUGUCUCACUUUGUAUGUGUUUCGUUCGCGGGCCCAGUGCAUUUUGCGAGAGUUGUCAAAAAGGGCAUGUCGGGUGCUGGUGCUUUGUGGCGCGUCUGUUCCACUUAUUUUGCUUGCAGGCUUAGAAUGCAAAUUUUUGGUGUUGUGUGUAAGGUUUCUUUUUUUAAAGCACUAAGUUCGGAAUGCAUGGAUAGAAUUUCAGGCUGCUAAAUUUCAGUUUGAUCAAUAACGAUCAUGCAUACAAGUGUUGUGAUGUCUUGUGUAAUCACGCCGUUAAUAUAUUUGCCUAUAUAUAAUGCAAGUUCUUUUUCCCUUAAUGCUUAAUAAUAUGCCUUAAAUUUUUGCUUGUAAGUGAGCCUAGAGCUGUACCCGAAACCAUGCUACAUACGAAUGUAUUGGUUAAUCAAAACUAAUUGGUAUAAUUAAGCAAUGGCUUGUGCUCACCAGCUUUGCAGUUAUAUGCACGCAUCACUUUGUUUCCUUUAUUGAAGGGGCCCUGAAGCACAUUUCUUUGAAGCCUCGAAAAUGCCUUUGAACAAGUAUGGUUCCUCCCAGUAACAUAUUACCAAAAUAAAUUUUCAGAUAGACCUAGUAUGAGCAUAUACAAUUCGAGUGUGGGAUUUGCCUUCCCCUUCGCCCUCACUGUCCUCCAUUCUGAACGAACAGGAGAGCACAAAUGGCGAUACCCCGCCUUCGGCAUCAUGGUGAGCGGGGUCGUCACAGCCCACCGUGGUGGCCGUGGUAUUAGUGCUACGUAGCAGAUGCAGCUACGUGUGGCUACAUGCAACUCUAAGUGCACAGCAGGGCUGUAGUGCGCACUCGCGUACUCCAUCCUGGCCGUGCUACAGGGUGCAGAAGCGCUUUGUCCUGCACAAAUAGUGGCCGAAUCCAGAUGCACACUUUAUACUGCUCAUUACAAAGGUCAAUGCAAAGCUCUUCAAGCCAGGAGCGGCCGGGAAUAAACACACACUGGCAUGCGUUCCUUGUGGAUGCUGACCCUAUCCAUCCCGAGGCAUGGCAGGCAUAGCGUACGUGUUGUAUGGGGCUUAGCGUCGCGUAGAUUGAGGCUAGUUGAAUGUUCCAGUUCAAUCAUAUGUAGCGAGAGCCGAUGGCUACGACACUCCGAUAAGCAAUGUGGCCACAGUUCUAUUUCUGUGCGUACGAGCGCGGCCGAGUGAGCAGACGACAAUCUGCUCAUGCUUCGUGUCGGCCGUUGGCCAAUAGCGUUCGUGUAGGGAGUGUACUAUAUUCCAAAAUAUGGCAGCCCCAAAAAGGGUGAGGAGGAAGCAUCUGUUGAAAAGAGUGUUUGACAAAAAGGUGACGUGGCGCUCCGCUUGCAUGCCCCGCAUACCACUCACGAGUGUAAAAUUUGGCUGAUACGUUCACAGGCAGUGCAUGCUAUCUGCAGAACGUGUUUUUAUUUUCCACCUAGUUCAAGGAGUGGUUCAGGGCCUCUUUAAUAAAGCCUUUGUUAUCAUUGACACAUGCAUCAUCAGAUCAUGUUGCAGUCGUAGCAAUAUACUUUUGUUUUCGUUUUUAAAAACUUGGAUAUUUGCAAAUACUGUAACAUGGACUUUGCUGUAACAAAAUCAAGUUUUAGUAAUCCUUCCUCCGGACUAGAUUAUUCACCACCUCUGUGAAAUUAGCAGUUGGCACCCAUGCCCGGCUCACGGAGUUAGAACGAAUUUUGCCUUGACAUGUUGUAUAAGUAGUGUUGUUCAUGGACCCAUGGCGUUUGUGGACCAAUGAGACCACUAGCAGUUGCUGUCUAGUUUGCUUUGCAGCUGGUUUCUGAUUCCUACUCUGGUAUGAUCUGGGGCAAUGUUCUUGGGCGAUCACUUUUGGAGAUAGUUUCACUUUUGGAGAUGGGCUCGGAACUAGACACAUCGCGUGUACAGCCGACAGUGUGUCUGUCGCUGGGCCAAGAGCGCUCUCGGCCAGUAUGCUCCGGCGCGUGCAACGCAGAAUCUCGCGAAAGUGAAACUAUCUCCUAAAGCGGCCGACUGAGAACACCACUUAUGGCCCAGAAUUGUGGUUUGUUCUCGAGUUCAGAAAAUAUAAUCCAAGCAGCCUGAAACACUGUAUUGUGCUCUUCCUUGUUUCCAUCUGCAGUUGAAAAUUGUUGUUUCCUUUUGGUAAUGCUGCCUUCAAGGUUGCGAGGGAAAGAAAUUUGCGCACAAAUAUCAUCAAGCAUCUUGGUGCAGUGCAAGAGCUUGUGGGAAGUGUACCACCAAGCAAUGCUAAAUUUUUGGCGUGCUUGCAUGAGCAAUGUUGUGCGCUAGACAUGUUCCGUGGUUUCUUGUUAAAUUUGUUGGUUUUUCCUAUGUACAGUGUUUGUGAAAAAUAUUGAAGCCACUGUGCUGCAGGGGCACCCCUUGCAUCCCUGGAGAAAGUUUGUUGCGUUGUAGUUGCAGAAAUUCGGAGGGAGAAUAUUGCUCAUUACAGUGUGCUUCCAAGUAAUGUGCAACUUCAGCUCUGACAACAGUAUCCUACGAUAGAUCAGGUUUCUCACAGGAUAAGUGGUUUCAAAACUGCCUACAAAAACCGUAUGCAAAAGCAAGGGUCCCACAAAAAUGAGUGUCAUCACUACAUUUGAACUUUGCUGAUUCGCUGGCUUGAUUAGCGUGCAUUUCAAACCCUUACAGCAGUGACGACGGGAAAGUUUUCAAAAAUGUUUGUUCUUGGCAUGCGAUGUGCGAGGAGAGUGGCCAUUUGAGUUGAAUAACAUUUCUUGUCAAUUAUAGAUCAUGUUCACGUCAUGUGCCAAUGUGUGUCUACCGUGCAGACAUGAAGUAGUUGGCAAAACACGAGUUUGCAAGAGGUGUGUCAUGUUUACAGAUGUCUUAGACAUUGGUUGGUCGUUGCAUAGAGCAUGUAGAUUAUAAGCUGCAGUGCUAUUAUGUUGUCAAGAAAGGACCAAGGAACACGUUGAUGAGGCAGUCUGCUUAAGUGUGCACUGCAAGUGGAAUUUUUCACUUACUAACUUUUCAGUCAAGCACAGUGGGGACAAAACUGCUACAUGCUAUGUACCAUUGGCUUGUCCAGGAUCGUGAACAUUUGCAUUGGCUGUACUCGAAUGCAUAUUGUGCGUAGUGGUACAGUUAUCUUUGCACAUGAGAACACAGAAGCUAAGUCCUGAUGUUCUAAAAGACAUCUCUAUUGGGAAAUUUGGCCUAUAGGAAACGAAAACUUACUGUGAAGGUUACGCUAGGUGCCAACUCCGAGAUCUGAAAUUAUUGGUUGCAUAACACAGCACAGCAGUGCUGCGUUAAACAUCGCAACGACAGACUCACUUUUUUUGAAGCCUAAUUACUAUGAUGCAGCUUAUCUUGAGUGGUUGCAGGCCUUUGAGCAGGUACUAGUCACUGGGUAUACACAAACCCCUGUUUGAAGAUUGCAGAGACCGUUCGUUCCUAUGCUCUUGUAACGUCAUGAUGUUACAGUUUGCUGAAUGUUACUUUAACUGGAUUGCAUUGUAUGGGCUUAUCUGAGAGUGCGCUGCAUGCUAUCACUUGGCUAGACUUAGCAUUUAGCGGACAAGUGUCAUUGAAUAUUUUUUUUAGAAAGGUAAUGGCUUGGCUUAAUUUUUCAGACUGACAUUUUUUUAACUGGCUUCGCCGACGUAAUCUUCCGGUUUCCCCACAUUAUCUUCUGAUCUUCCUUAAGAUGAAGAGAUCACUCGGAGUAGAUCACACGACUGCCUGUAGCCGAGAGCUUUUCCUUUUUGAAAUUGCAGGAGUUCUGUUGUCUAGAACACAAAAGGGGGGUCAGGUGCAUUCUAUUUAACUUGGGUGAGCUGCAUUAAAUCACAGUUUAAUUCUAGCAGCAAGUUGGAAAAUGAGUCAUGCUCAUUUUAAGCGGGCCACAUUAAGGAAACAGGCCAGCAGCCAUUGCACCAUGGCAUCCUUUAGGGCACAAACGCACAGUUGCUGCUAAGCCGUACAGAUCUGUGCAGGGUUUCAUGCUAGAGGUGUGGUUUGUUUCUGUUUUCUGUGCGAGCUGUUCAUUAGUGGCGUGUUGAGCCAAUGAGGUGUGAAGCAGGGCUACUGUACAACUGCCAGCUUUUCAAAUUCUGCCUAUAGACAAGCUGCAUGUUUGUAAGGGGCGCAGUGCAGGCAACAAGAGCUAACGCCUACGUUGCAGAAGAGCAGAUGGCACUGCUCUUCCUAGCCCUUGUUAACUGCUUCGAAACUUCGAUAGUAGUAACUUCGAAAGUAAAACAACUUUGAAAUCUCGGGCACCUAGCCUUGCCUUUGGGGAAAAUUCAUGCCAUUAGAGUUUGCCAAAUUUCUUUUUGCCUGUAGUGAAGGUGACGGCAGUGAUGCCACGCUAUGCAGCUUGUCUAUAAGUGCCUCGAAAACAUUGUCUUUCUGCUGGAUGUGCCAGAUUUGCUCUAUGCAGCAUGCAUAACAUGGCAGACUACAGAGGGUAGGUCGCACAUAGUGUGUUGUCCGAGAUCUGUGCCCCAGGCAGCCAACAACAGUGGUCGUGUGCAACCUGGCCGCCUCAGAGAUUGGCUGCAGAGGCAACACAAGGAGCGGGGGUUUGAGUUCUUUUUUCUUUUUUUUGCUUAGUAGUGGUGAGCACGACUAAAGUUUGGCCGCCUGGGUCGCCAAUCGGAGGCCAUGUGACAUUAGAUCCGCCUUUGUGGAACAGCAGCAUGCUGGCGCAGGCUGCGAUUUCUAUCUUCAGGAGAGCACUGUAAGCAACAGAAAGGGUGUCAAACACAGUUAGCUGACUGACGCAGUUACCUGGAAUUAUUGGCGAGACAUGCAUUUCAAUGUUUUGGAUCCGACUGUGAGUACAGUGCGUGUGUGACCACUGUGGGUGGCGAGUGUUUGAAGAAACUGGUCCGAAUUUGUUGUUCCCUUUCGUUUCCCCUGGGAAUGUGGGUCAGAGUGAGGCGUUGGUAGCCGUGCCAUCUGAUCUGUGCACUGGCUGCACAGAGAGAAUAUACCUCGUUCCUUUUGGCAGAAAGAUUGUGUAUAAUAAUUAUUACUUGUGUCUGGUCUUUUUCCUGUACAACUGCUGCUUGGUGGCAAUGUGAUAAUAAAGACAUUUCUUUCGUAUCGGUACA